Molecule: messenger RNA, 2247 nt
Organism: Physcomitrium patens
Lineage: Eukaryota; Viridiplantae; Streptophyta; Bryopsida; Funariales; Funariaceae
Product: bifunctional nuclease 1
Biological process (GO): protein ubiquitination
Cellular component (GO): nucleus; VCB complex
Molecular function (GO): nuclease activity
Source: RefSeq, a predicted model, not a curated record
AGAAAGUGUUUUCUCUUGGAUCCUCCUGGAAUGGUUGCCAUGUCCUUGCUGUUUUGUUACUGAUUUUUUUUCAACGUGUGAUUUUUUGGAGUGCUGUACUUUGUUUUGUUUUGUUUUGUUUUGUUUGUUUUUAAUCUUGGAUGCGGAAUUUGUGGUUGCGUGUACUUGUCGUUAGCUUCGUUGCUGUUAGUAUUUUAUAUUUAACGGGAGCUACAGUCUUAUUCUGUACCCAAUUUGGUCUCUUCCUCUUAGCCUUGACAUGUACGUCACCGUGGCAGUUGAUUUCAUAUGUCUGCCUGUGGGUUUCGUGUGUUGUGCGGUCUGUAUGGUGGAUUUGUGGAUUGGGCUGUCUUCUAUGCGUCUGCCAGAAAGUUUCUUGACGAGUUGUUGGAAAAGUCCCAUCAUUGAGUAUCUGCUUUCGGUCACUGUUCUUGGUAUACCACAGCACGGGUUGCAUUAACAGCCUCCUCCCCUUCCUGUACCCGCGGUCGUUUUUGGCUAAGGACUAGAUCGGACAAGCGAAGAUGGCAACACCCGCCACAGCCAUGAGCUUGUUACACAGCCAUACCAUGGUGGGAUUCCAUCGGAGCAAGCACGGACCCUGCACUUUCAGUUCCGCACGUAACUCGCUCUUGAGAACCGCAGUUUUGGGUGGCGGCAUGGUCAGUCGGUGUGCGCCUCCUCUUGUUCCCGCCAAAUCAACAAGCUCAAGAUCUUCCACGAGACGAAACUCGAGCAUGUCUUUCAACAAUGGAAGCAUGGCGGAGAAUUUCAGUGAAAAUGAUGAGGAUUACGCUGAUUCUACAAUCGUGGAAGCUCUGGAAGUUAAGAGCGGGCCUGAUGGCUUCAUCAUCAAGAUGCGGGACGGGAACUUGGUCAAGUGUGUGCACAAUAAACCAGCCGAGAGAGGCAAACUCCCCGUCUAUGCUCCGCAACCGGCCAUCGUCCUACAAUUGAACGAUGGCUCUAACCUUAUGCUCCCCAUUAUUGUGCUUGAGCUACCCAGCAUAAUGCUCCUGGAGGCUGUAAGAAAUGUAAAUAUUUCCCGCCCGACUGUAUACCAAGUCAUGAGCAAGAUGUUGGAAGUGUCGGGAUACAAAGCGAAGGUUGUCCGGGUGACCAAGCGUGUCAAUGAAGCUUACUUUGCCAGGGUUUAUCUCGUCAAGGACGGAGACGAGACCACCACUGUGAGCCUCGACAUUCGUCCCUCGGACGCCAUCAACCUCGCCGUGCGAUGCAACGUCCCCAUUCAGGUUAACAAGGAGCUAGCUCUAGGGGACGGUGUUCGCGUUGUAAGUGAGCCCGAGAAGCUUCCAUCGAGCAUCGUCACCAAAAAUGGGCAAGUCAUAACUGACAUGGACAAGGCACUUGCAGGAGACUGUCAAGAUGCCAAAGAGUUCAUCAUCAUCCGAAACAUGUAUAUUGCAGCUGUGGAAGAGAGGUUUAUUGAUGCAGCUAAGCUGCGAGAUGAGCUCCACCAAUUCAGGAACAAUCAAAGGUGAUUGAUUGAUGAGGUCAUCCAAUUUGUAGGUUGAGUAUUAGAUCUGGCAGACGACCAAUUGAUGAAGCCUGAAUUGUGGCUUUAUAGUUCUCGUUUGAUAGCAUACAUCAAGUCCCUGGAUAAUGUGCUCCACGCCGUAUUAACCUCCCUUGCUCUUGAGCGUGGCGUUUGCUCAAGCAACAUCAAUCAUGUACAAACAUGGGUAUUCUUCACCGACGGAGCUGCUAAGCUUGCCAAGGCCAGGCAGAAUCAAGCUUCAUUGUAUACGGCAGCCCGCCAUGCUUCUUCAACGCUAUGCCGUCUUCUCCACCUUAAGGAUCUUAUUCAUCAUCCUGCUCAACUUAUCUGCUGAGUCAACUUGCUGUGCUCAAUUGCAGUCUAGAAUAGAGUCUUAGGCUUUACCUGUACAUAUGUUACAUAGACUAAAUCCACUCAGAUUAUUAGACCUGCCGUUAUAAGAGCCUCGGGUACAGCGAGUAAGAUGUGGGGCCUUUCAGAUCAUCAUUGUCUAUAGUAAAUAGUGUAAAUCUUAUGGGGGCUUGUGUAUGUUUCACUGCAAGGUAGUCAUCCGUAGAUUUGUUGCAAGUGCUCAUCUGAAUUGAUCACUUCCACGCAUGUGUUGAUUUGCCACUAUUUUACAGAGAGCUCUAGGGGGAGUUCGGUCAAAUUGAAGUCUCGAAAAGUGAGGCGUUAUUUGGACACAAUAGUACUAUUCUUAUUUGCAUUUUUUCAUGUGAUGGCAGCUA